CUCCAUCGAUUGCUCCGUGCUAAACUUGCAGGCGGGAAGGCGGAUGUUUGACGCCGUUGCUAGCAUGGCGGCGUUGUGUGGUCAGUGCCGGCUUUGGCGGAGAGCGGCAGCGGCAGCCCAGUUGCAUAGUGGUGUGAGGUGUCUGUCAGCAAAGUUUGACUAUGAUCUGCUGGUGAUCGGUGGAGGUUCAGGAGGUCUGGCUUGUUCCAAAGAAGCUGCAUUGUCUGGGAAGAAAGUAGCAGUGCUGGAUUUUGUGGAGCCUUCACCAAAAGGAACCAGCUGGGGUCUAGGAGGUACAUGCGUCAAUGUUGGCUGCAUUCCCAAGAAGCUGAUGCAUCAUGCUGCCCUCUUGGGUGGAGCUAUGAAAGAUGCCCAGAAGUUUGGUUGGCUUGUUCCUGGUCAAUUUACUCAUGAUUGGUCAACAAUGUCUGAAGCAGUACAAAACUACAUCAGAUCUCUGAACUGGGGGCAUCGGGUGCAGCUGAAUGACAAAAAUGUGAAGUUUUUGAACCACAAAGGCACUUUUAAGGAUGAACACUCUGUCCGAGCAGUUUCCAAAUCUGGUAAAGAGACUGUUUUGACUGCUGAAAAUAUUGUGAUUGCUACUGGAGGACGGCCGAAGUACCCAUCUGAUGUACCAGGAGCAGCAGAGUAUGGACUUUCAAGCGAUGACCUUUUCUGGUUGAAAGAGACUCCUGGUAAAACCUUAGUUGUUGGUGCAAGCUAUGUUGCUCUGGAGUGUGCUGGCUUUCUCACAGGAAUUGGGUUAGAUGUCUCUGUGAUGGUGAGAAGCAUUCCACUACGAGGAUUUGAUCAGCAAAUGGCCCACCUGGUGACUGAUUAUAUGGAAUCAAAUGGCACCAAGUUCUUAUGGAAGUGUGUUCCCACUAAAGUGGAAAGGAUGCCUAAGGGACAGCUGGAGACCACUUGGAGGCACCUGGAGUCUGGCCAGGAGGGCAAAGCACAUUUUGACACAGUACUAUGGGCUGUAGGUAGGGCACCUGAAACCAAAGCUCUAAACCUGGAAAAAAUUGGAGUGGAGGUCAACGAUAAAACGGGGAAAGUUAUUGUGGCAGCCAAUGAUGCUACUUCAGUUCCUCACAUAUAUGCAAUUGGUGAUGUUGCAGAAGGGCGACCUGAACUGACCCCUUCAGCUAUUAAAGCUGGGAAACUUCUAGCAAGAAGAUUAUUCAACAGUUCUACUGAAUUAAUGAAUUAUGACAAUGUUCCUACGACAGUAUUUACACCCCUUGAAUAUGGCUGUAUUGGUCUUUCUGAAGAGGAAGCCGUCAGGCGCCACGGCGAGGAAAACAUUGAGGUAUUUCAUGCCUUUUACAAGCCUCUGGAGUUCACGGUCUCCGAAAGAGAUUCCAGCCAGUGUUAUAUCAAGGUUGUGUGUUUUCGGAAUAGUGAACAGAAAAUACUUGGGCUGCACUUCAAUGGACCCAAUGCUGGAGAAGUAACUCAGGGAUUUUCACUUGGAAUACAGUGUGGGGCUACCUAUUCCCAUCUCAUGUCCACCGUGGGUAUCCAUCCAACCUGUGCUGAAGAAAUCACCAAGCUUCAUAUUACUAAGCGUUCUGGUCUGGAUGCUACUGUUACUGGCUGCUGAGGUUAGGCUUAAUCCCUGAAGAUAACAAAAAACAACUGGAAGUUCUCUCCACUUGGAAGCUUGCACGCAAAAUGAAAUAUGUGUGAGAAAAGCUAGCAAAUCAGUUUUUUUUUUUCUUCCCUCAUACAUUUUUGCAGAUAACUGACAUGUCUUGCUGGAAUAAUUAUGAAUUUGAUUGUUUUUUGUUGUCCAAAGUAGACUACAACAAAUACUUAACUUUUAUUUGUCAUGGAUAUUUAAAACCUUUCAUCCAGUUUCAAUUACCAAUAUUACAUCAUGUAGUACCCUGGCUUUCCAGUAGAUGGGAGCAUUGCCAAGUGUGUCCUCCGAAAGUUUACAUUAACUCCAUGUGUGAACUCAAAGGGGCUUUUUUAUUUUGGGGCUUUUUAUUAUUUACAUUCAGAAUUAAACAAAUUCUCAGUUAUUUAUCAGAUAGUUACAAUAUACAUGUUUUCAAAGUUUUUAACACUGUCCAUUAUUCACAACACAUUAGUGGUUGUAUAAAAUUGCAAAGCAGGCUUGUGUGAUAGGUAAAUAGAUAUAAAAACUUUGGAUGUUAUGAAUGCAUUGUCAUCUAAAGAUGGCAAUUUUUUUUUUUUUGUUUUUAUCAAAGUUUUAGAUCAAGCUUCUUUUGAUAAAUCUGGUUGGGCACUGUUAAACAGUAAAUCAUAUAGUUGUUUUGCUGCUUUAUGUAGGUCUUUAGAUGUGUGUAUGUUCGUACUUUAUUUAUAAUUUAUUUGUGUGUGCAUAUAUAUAAUCUUUAAGUGCAAUAAUAUAAUCUUUAAGUGCAUUUUUUGUUAUGUGUUUCAUAGUAAUAAUGAAGAAUAAUUAAUUACACCCAUGUGCUCCAACUGGAAAGGUUUUCUUUUGUGUUUUAUUCAGGGAUUCUCCAGUCACACAGACAGAAACCUCCUCUAAGACUACCAUAUAGAAAACACUCACUUUCACCUAUGUAUAUGUGUGUGUGUAUGUAUGUAUAUAUAUAUAUAUAUAUAUAUAUAUAUAUAUAUAUAUAUAUAUAUAUAUAUAUAUAUAUAUAAAAUAUGUGUGAAAAAAUUUUAAAUCCGCGUAGGGGGCUGCUUCUGUCUGGGUACCAUGUAAUGAUGACUUGUGUGAAAAUCUGAAGUACAGAAAACACAGGUUUGAUGUCAAAUGGUGCUCAAAUUAAGUGAAUUAAUACAGUUAUUGAUUGUAACCAAACUGUCAAAGUACAUAUUUUUAUAAAAUGUUUAUUAUUGAUUA
Messenger RNA from Erpetoichthys calabaricus (reedfish), 2854 nucleotides. It is a transcript of the gene txnrd2.2, whose product is annotated as thioredoxin reductase 2, tandem duplicate 2. The record is from RefSeq and is a predicted model, not a curated record. NCBI's taxonomy places the organism in Eukaryota, Metazoa, Chordata, Cladistia, Polypteriformes, Polypteridae. Bases 44 to 1612 code for a protein of 522 amino acids. The transcript has 17 exons. Gene Ontology annotation, biological process: cellular response to oxidative stress; cell redox homeostasis; glutathione metabolic process. Gene Ontology annotation, cellular component: mitochondrion; cytosol. Gene Ontology annotation, molecular function: flavin adenine dinucleotide binding; thioredoxin-disulfide reductase (NADPH) activity; glutathione-disulfide reductase (NADPH) activity.